This is a messenger RNA of Ziziphus jujuba (common jujube), 2610 nucleotides long. Its product is annotated as probable beta-D-xylosidase 7. Gene Ontology annotation, molecular function: xylan 1,4-beta-xylosidase activity; alpha-L-arabinofuranosidase activity. Gene Ontology annotation, biological process: xylan catabolic process; arabinan catabolic process. Lineage: Eukaryota; Viridiplantae; Streptophyta; Magnoliopsida; Rosales; Rhamnaceae. The transcript is spliced from 6 exons. The record is from RefSeq and is a predicted model, not a curated record. Gene Ontology annotation, cellular component: plant-type cell wall. The coding region runs from base 56 to 2377 and encodes 773 amino acids.
CUCCUUCUCACUUUCAGUCACUGCAAAUCUCAAGAAACCAAAACCAAACAAAACAAUGAGACUCUUCACUCUCACUUUCAUCCUCACCAACUUCUUCUUCUUCAUCUUCACCAUUCUUGUUCUCUUCCGCCAUGCCCACUCAUCUCCACCUCCAUUUGCCUGCGAUGCCUCGAACCCAUCCACAAAAUCCUUCCCAUUCUGCAAAACCGACCUGCCCAUCACUACCAGAGUCCAUGACCUCGUCUCCCGCCUCACAUUAGACGAGAAGAUCUCCCAACUCGUCGACUCUGCCCCUUCCAUUCCCCGGCUCGGUAUUCCGGCCUACGAGUGGUGGUCCGAAGCCUUACAUGGCAUCACCGACGCAGGCAAAGGCGUCGAGCUCGACUCCACCAUUAAAGCCGCCACCAGCUUCCCUCAGGUCAUUCUCACCGCCGCUUCCUUCAAUGCCAGUCUAUGGUACCGUAUCGGUCAGGUGAUUGGGACUGAAGCAAGAGCAGCUUACAAUGCUGGGCAAGCGAAGGGAAUGACAUUUUGGGCUCCGAAUAUUAACAUAUAUAGGGAUCCAAGAUGGGGAAGAGGGCAAGAGACUCCAGGAGAAGAUCCAUUGGUAACAGGGGAAUAUGCAGUGGCAUUUGUAAGAGGGGUUCAAGGUGAUUCAUUCCAAGGUGGGAAGCUCGGUGAUCAUCUUCAAGCUUCGGCUUGUUGCAAGCAUUUCACCGCUUAUGAUCUCGACAAAUGGAAUGGGAUCAAUCGCUUCAUUUUUUAUGCCAAAGUGACACAGCAAGAUUUGGCAGACACAUAUCAGCCACCAUUCCAGAGUUGCAUAGAGAAAGGCAGAGCAAGUGGCAUAAUGUGCGCAUAUAACCGCGUGAAUGGGGUCCCCAACUGCGCUGAUUUCAAUCUCCUUACUAACAAGGCUAGAAAACAAUGGCAUUUCAAUGGGUACAUCACGUCGGAUUGUGAUGCGGUGUCCAUCAUCUACACAGAUCAAAAAAUUGUUAAAACACCAGAAGAUGCAGGAAUGGAUGUCGACUGUGGUUCAUACCUGCAGAACCAUACCAAGAAAGCAGUUCAGCAGAAGAAACUGGAUGUGGCUCAAAUAGACAGGGCUCUUCAUAAUCUCUUUGCUGUUAGAAUGAGAUUAGGUCUCUUUGAUGGUGAUCCAACAAAAAGGCCGUUUGGUCACAUUGGUGCUGACCAAGUUUGCUCCCAAGAUCAUCAGGAUCUCGCUCUUGAUGCUGCCAGAGAUGGCAUUGUCCUCUUAAAGAACUCAGCUAGACUCCUUCCACUGCCAAAAUCAAAAACCAUUUCACUCGCUGUCAUUGGCCCAAAUGCCAAUUCCGCCGCAAUGCUUAUCGGAAACUAUGCAGGCCCUCCAUGCAAAACUAUUACCCCAUUACAGGGGUUACAGGGUUAUGUAAACAAUGCAAUCUACCACCCAGGCUGCAAUGCAGUUAACUGCACGUCGGCUAACAUUGAUGAAGCCGUAGCCAUUGCAAAGAAGGUUGAUUUCGUUGUUUUGGUUAUGGGAUUGGACCAAACACAAGAGAAAGAGGAACUAGAUCGAACUAGCUUACAGCUCCCUGGUAAGCAGCAGCAACUUAUCACCAGCGUAGCCAGAGCUGCUAAGAAACCAGUUGUUCUUGUGCUUCUUUCUGGGGGUCCAGUUGAUAUUACUUGGGCCAAGUAUGAUAGCAAAAUCGGUGGCAUCUUGUGGGCUGGUUAUCCAGGUGAAGCUGGAGGACUUGCAGUUGCAGAAAUUAUCUUUGGUGAUCAUAAUCCAGGGGGAAGAUUGCCAAUCACUUGGUAUCCACAAGAUUUUACCAAAAUUCCAAUGACAGACAUGAGGAUGAGGGCUCAACCAUCAUCAGGCUACCCCGGACGAACUUACCGAUUCUACAAAGGCCCCAAAGUGUAUGAAUUUGGUUAUGGCCUCAGCUACUCCACCCAUUCUUAUGAGUUUGCAUCUGUCUCCAAUGAUAAGCUCGAUUUUAGUCUAUCAUCAUCUGUUGAUAAGGUUGAGAACUCAGACUCUGCUGCUGGUUACCGGUUAGUUUCGGAGUUGGGUGAAGAAUUAUGCAAAGCAAAGUCAUUCUCAGUCACUGUUGGUGUUAGAAAUCAUGGAGAUAUGGCAGGUAAGCAUUCGGUGUUACUUUUCGUGAGGCAGGAAAAACCAAGAAACGGAAAUCCGGUGAAACAGUUGGUAGGAUUCUCGAGUGUGAAAAUAAAUGGAGGAGAAAAAGCUGAAGUUCAAUUCGUUUUGAACCCUUGUGAGCACUUUAGCAGUGGGAAUGAAGAUGGUUUGAUGGUUCUGGAAGAAGGUUCUCAUGUCUUGCUUGUAGGAGACGUAGAGUACCCCAUCCAUGUUGCAUUCUAAUAACUUUUGAGUACCCUAUCCAUGUUGCAUUCUAAUACUUACAAUUGGUUCAGGAAGACAUCCAAUAUUGAAGUUUUAUUUUUUCCAUUUGGUAACCACUGAGCAAUUUUAGUUUUACUCUGCAUUCAAUCUUCUGAAGAAUAUUGUGGUCCUCAUCAUAUAUGUAGGUAAUACUGUAAGAAUGAUGCAGUUACUACAUAUAAUAAGAAUGACAGUCUUUGGAAGUUAAGCAA